GCAACCAAUAAGCGAAUUGAAGGACAAUUCACUUGGCAUUUGACUGCGAGCAUUUGGCUUCCUAAUUAUCCUUAUCAUAAGAACAAUCGCUUUUAUCAGACUAUUGAUUUACUCAAUAGAAAUCAAGUCAUAAGCAAGUCUCCAGCAAUUGAGUGGAGCCACAGCGUGCUAUAGUCAACACACUCCACAGUUAUAGUUAAGAGGCAACAAAUUCUGAGAGCUCGCCAGAAGGUCACGGACCACACUUAGCGAAGAAUCGUGUGUGCUCAAUUGCUUUUCACUUCAAAAAAAUGCUCCGAGGUUAUUCAGUUUGUCGAGGGAAGGAAGAAUUCCAUGGCACAUGGCAUGCUCAUCUUUAUUCAAAACCGCCCGAACAACCAACGCCACAUUUCAUUGAAGACAUCUUAGGACUGAGAUCCCCAACUGUAUACCAAGACACACCAAAGACUGUUGACAAACAGAAUCGGGAGGAAAUUGCCGAGGUUGAUACGUCCUGCAUUCGGAAAUCAAAGCAAAGAGCUAAAUACAAAUCACGCGGUAUAAAAGGAACUAUUACUGAGAAGAAUAGAGGUAGGCUGUUCUUUAGUUAUGAGCCAGCACAGUUGUAAUUAUUUUAACAGUAGGUGCGUUUAUCAAGGGAUAACACAAACCCUAACACCUAACCAUCAAAUCAUCAUAUUCCACACGCUACUACAGACAAUGCCUUUGAUAUAUGAGUCAAUUAUUAUUUUAGUUACGGCUAUUAAGAAAUUGGCUUGCGUAUUUGACACUUCACAUUUAUAAGUUCAGAUACGACUGUCACUAAAUUAAAAAUAAAAACCCCUUUGUCUACUGAUAGGGUUAUUACUUACUGAUAUUACUAAACUUGCAUGUGUAUGUUAUCUAAUUUGUCAUUUUAGUCAAAGUUAUAUUAGGAAUACGAGGUGGCAAGUUGGCUAGUCACGGUGAUUUUUAAGAUUGGAUUAUACAAGUUGCGCCUAUAGAUCUAUUAUAUUCUAAUGCACCGAGCAUUGUUUAUAUCAUGAUUUGAAAUAUCAGAGGAAGAGAUACUUGCGCUUAACUAUACAAGUCCCAAAAUUUGCGCUAAACAAUUUAAGGUUGUUUUGCGCUAGUAUUAUAUGUAUCUAAAGUUAGAUCUAAUUGCCAUUUGGAUAAGGCUAUUAAGAAAUUGCUUUGUGCAUUUAACACGCUUCUUUAAAUAACUAACCGCAAUCAUCCUAAUGCUGCCUUGCUGAUGUUCUGCUGUUUAGUGUGACAGUAUAACAUUGUAUAUCUAUACUCGAAACAGUGCGACAAUGUUAAAUAAUUUGGGCUAUUUACAAAGGCUUAGGUAUUUAACACUGUGGGUUUUCGGCCGAUCAACAUAAUUGGGCUCGCGCGGAAGCGGAUCUUAUAACUAUAGUAAAGCAAUAUAUUGGCCUGUUUGUUGCCUCGUAUUGAAAAGGCGGAAUAGUAUGGAAGUAUUUACAUCUAUAGUUUUGGCUUCAGAUGUUGUAUAUAUCAAGUGUAGUUGCUAAAGUCUAUUAAGAAAUUACUUAUAGCGCAUUCUAUAGCGCACUGCUAGUUAUAUAUCUCCGCUUCGCACUUAAUAAAAAAAUGAGAAACUGCAUGUAUGCCAUGAUGCAUAUAUAAUAUAUAUAUAUAUAUAUAUAUAUAUAUAUCGAGUGCUUUGGUUUGAUAUAUAAAAUUCCUAAACUAUAUAUACCGCUAAAUCACAUACAUCUUUAGCUUAGUAAAAGUAUAUUGAGAUAUUACUUAACGCAUUUGGGGCACUGCAUGUGUUUAUAGACUAUAGUUUCUCUGCUAGUUCACACAUAUUCAUUUAGCAUAUAUUGAGCAAACUUCAUGCCAUGCCAAGUAUCGAGUAGGUACUGCAUGUCGACUGUUUUCGUUUGCCACGCUAAACUCAGAUCCGAUCAAUGCUUACUGGAUGGAAACUCACAUAAAUAUCGUUUGGCUUAAUGAUACCAUUAUUAGAAAUUGCUUAGCACUUAAUACGUCUUACUGAUUUUUAAUUCUUGCCUCACUUCCUAAGCCUAUUAAAGAGCUAAGAAAUAGUUUUGUAUAUUGAAUAAACUGUAUACCAUGCAGCAUCAACUGCUUUCGUUUGGUGUAUGAAAAGGCCCAAGCUGUGAUAAAAAUUACAUAUAUAUAAAAUGAUAAUUGUUCGGCUUAAUGAUAUACCCAUUAGAAAAUUGCUCGGCAAUUACUGUUUUUUAAUUCACUGCCUCCAAUUCCGUUGGGUGUACAGGAAAAUGCCUAAACUUUUAGUAUCAACCUAGUUAUAACAUCAUUUGGUUUAAUAAAACCAUUAAGGGCUAAGGCAGAAAAUGUAUGUUGUUGUAUAAGAGCUGUGGCUGUUUUUGGUAUAGGCAACUCAGACAGUAUAACACUUAAUGUGUAAAACAUCGCAGUUGGAUGUUUGGUUUCAACAAUUAGUGGUAAAGUGUUAAGUAAACCGACCAAAAUAUACAUACAUUAAACUUCAGCAAUUAAAUCGUUUGUAAUAUAUCUGGUUCUCGCGAUGCCUCAUAUAAGGAUACGGACUAUUGUGAAGACAGUUGAUUAAAAUGAAGAUAAAUAUCAAACAAAGCGGUCAUUUACUGCGCUUUCAUUUUAUUUUAAAUUGUGCUUUCCUCUUAACACUUUCAAUCCUAUAGCCUAUAGUGGACAGUUGCAUGAUAAAUACAAGAGCAAACACAGGAUAAGAAUAUUGGAUUCAAUAUAUUGCGUUGAACUUGCGUUUCUGCUUGCGAUUUGCGAAUUGUUUCCGCAAUUAGAAAGGCUAUAGUAUAUAUAUAGAACUUAGCCCACGAACAUAUAUUCUAAUACCCCAAAAAGGCGUCAGGCUAAGACCUGUUUUGGACGUCGAAUUUCUGUCGAAUUUCAUUUUUUGAAUUUAAUGCUUCGCAGUUCUAUCUGACGGAAUUUCCAAGUUAAUUUCGGUCAAUUAUGCGACGAAUUAACUAAACCCAUCACACACUUUGGACAACGGCACACUAAAUGUGAUGCGUCGAAUUAAAAUGUCCAUUUAUGUCGAAUAACAAAAAUCAAAUAAAAAAAUCAGCGGAAUAAAAUUCGACGAAAGUUCGACGUCUAAAACAGACCUAAUCGAGUUAAGGCCUAUAAUAUAGGCCAGGACAAGGUUGACAUUAAUGCAUUAUAUACAUUAAUUGGAAUUCAGUGUGCCGCGUACAUACAUAUGCAUUACUUCUCAUGCGAAUGCAGAAAUUUUAGUACAUGUUCGCGCAAUGGCCGCCUUCUGGGAAAGGAAAAGUCCAUAGAAAACAAGCGAAGCGAAAUUGCGGUUAUUAAAGUUAAAUAGUAUUACAAAUUCUGCAGAGCAAUUAAAGCUGAUUAAAGGCUGAAGCCGGAAAGUCUAAUUGAAUUGGAUAGUCACUUUCUAGGGGAUAAAGGUUAUACAGCCAGAUUAGUAACACGGAUUUGUUCUUGGACAAAUAACUUCAGAUUAUCUAAGCCUAAGGGAAAAAAUGAAUAAUUCUUGCAGCAAAUGUGUAUGAGACCACACUUGUUUCCAAUUACACUUCUCCGUCUAUUUCGUUAGGAUUGUUUCAAAGCAGAAUACAAACCCUGCGAUUUAGUAUGGAAAUCAUCUUACAUGCUUGGCGAUGUGAUUAUUAUGAAGUUUGAAGGCAGCUCCUUUAGCUUAGCCCAGAAAAUUUGGAACAAAACAAAGGGAGCCCAGUCUUGGUCAAUUUUUUUUUUAAAUUCGGACCAGAUCUUUCCAUCAUUGGCAUCAAUACAGACAUUCUGGUCUAACCGCUCUGGCCAUUAUUAAAUGGAAAGCGCUCUUAAGCCCCGUUUACACUACGCUCAAUUUUUGGUACGGCACGGAUAAAAUUGGUACCCAUACCACUUUUUUUGGUUCUUUGACUACCUAUUUAGCUGAGCCCCGUUUACACUACGCUCAAUUUUUAGUACCGUACCACUUUUUCGUUCUUGGAUCCAAGAACCAAAAAAGUGGUACGGGUGCCAAUUUUAUCCGUGCCGUACCAAAAAAUGAGCGUAGUGUAAACGGGGCUUAAAGGUAUAAUGGUAUAUCUGUAAAAAAUAGUGAAAUAUUUGUAAUAUAUGUGAUCACAACAACUCCAUAUCACUUGCCUAAUAUUGGAAUGUAGUUUAUUGGUCUUGGUUUGGGUCUUGAAAAUUGAAACGAGAUUCCUGUUUGAAAAUUGAUAAAAAAUUCACGCAUUGAUUGGGCGUAAAUAUUAUUCCAGGUGAUUAUAUCUGUGCAAAAUAUUAGCAAAGCAUUUUAGCAAUUAAAAUCGUUAAAGUAAAUUAAAUAUUUGAAAACAGUAACGUGACAUGUACUGGUAAUUUGUUAAGUGGUCUCGAGGAUCCAGGAAGAGAAUGCUAAAAUCAUAUGAAAUCUUAAUAAGCGCAUUAAGAUUAUGAAAACAAAGCAGAUGUCUGGCAUCUGCAGAGGCAAGUUUAACUUUGCGCACAAUUAGAAGGUUUGGAAUAAAUCGCGUAAACAAACAUAUUUCUCCUUGCAUAACGAAACUGAACUAAUACGAACUAUAAACAAUAUGUUAACUCUUUGAACUAACAAUAUGUUGUACAUAUUGAAUAGUUUUCCAGCCUUCGUACGAUAAAGCAGCUAUAAAAUUAAAGAAAUACGACACUUUCAAUCAAUUGUGAGUUUUUUUAUGAGAUGCAAACCUUCCGCAGCAAACUGCUAGUUGCUUCCUGCAAGGACUAGGAAAUGCAUGUACUUAAUAGCCUGUUCACAGCAGGGUGCAAGACCGUGCUAAUUUUAAUUGUACUCCUAACAUCUAUUCCUAGCCUUGCAGCCAAUCUGAGACUUUAUCGCGUUUUCCCUGCUAUACUUAUCGUUUGGAACCUUUUCUUAGCUUAUCAUCUAUAUACGUCAAGACUUACAGGGUUUAAAAUAUAAAGCAUGAUUUUGGUAGACUUUAAAUAUAGCACGAAUGAUACACAAUAUAACACCGUUUUCAUACAGCAAAGACCCGCAGGCCAACACUACAUUGUCAUUACGGUAAAGUUGACUGAAUGAGGUCAAAUGCGGUUUCUUCAAAGAAUUUAUAGCUGAAGGCUGAUUUCCAGUUAAGGCCAAGCGAUUUUCAUACCUGCGUACUAACAGGAAGUUUUAAAAAAGUAUAUUUGAAAAGUAGCUUCCUCCGCAGGCAUCUCUGGGAGUUUAGCCUGCGAAUGGGUAGUUCGAAAAAAAAAUUCUAGCGGAGGUUUUUCCAAUCCACCCGACUCCCUAGAGACGCCUGCGGAGGGGGCUAUUUGAAAAGUAUUAUGAUCGUUGUCAUCAUGGCAUGAUGUCAUCUGGUUUCCACAGCAACAUUACUAUAUGUUAUCUUGUUUAUUAAUAUUACAACAAAAUGAUGAUACAAUGUGAUGCCUUAUAAAAUUGUAUUUAUUGAAAAAAAUAUGAUUUUAUUGUAGUUUGAUAUGGCUGUUGGUUUUUAACUGGGUCAUACGGUUGCUAUAGCAACGGUACGAGAUGUAACUGGCAUGUGGGUGAAAGCUCUUUGUGUUGAAAAAAUGAUGUCCAAAAAAUGGAUAGCCCAUUUUGGUUUGCAAUUUUUUUGGCUGAAACUCAGAAGUUUAAAGUGUCAUAACUUUUGUUUCCAUAGAUCAUUUUGAUGAAACAAACACCAAAAUAUAUAUAAUAGUUUUGUUUGUGGAAACACCACGUAAAUUUACUACUGCAAAGCUUUCAAAGCUUUCCGAGCUUUCAAAGCUUUUUUAUUUGAAACACCAAAAUGUUUCAAAUAAUGAACUCUAUUCAACUAGCCUAAUUUUGAAGCCUUCAAUAAUUAAGAUGGCUUUGAUAUCGGUAAUAUCCUCAAUAGGCCUGUCACGUUUUUACACAGAUAAAAACUUAGUUCGUCGGAUAAAUGUGUGCAAACGCGGCAACAUCUCAUGUUUCGUGUGCGACUACAUUUCUCUUUGAUUCUGACCCCAGUACACAAUCCUAUAGAACUCCUAGGGAUGCGAGAGAAACGUGGGAUAUGUAACCCUGAUGCCCCAAAUCAAACUAAUGGCCCGAUUUGUACUAAUUUUGAUCCUCUUUGAAAAACUCACUCGUUGCAUGCUCUUUCCACAAAUUACACCAUACUAUCACCUAUACUACAACAAAACUAAAAUUGUACGAUUAAAUAUCACAAAAAUUAAAGGUCCGUUCAAACCUCGUCUGGCCUCGUUAGAGCGCUAUAUAUAGCACGAAUGAUAAACAAUAAAACACUUUUCAUGCCAAAGACCCGCUGGCCAACACUACAUUGUCAUUACGGUAAAGUUGACUGAAUGAGGUCAAAUGCGGUUUCUUCAAAGAAUUUAUAGCUGAAGGCUGAUUUCCAGUUAGGGCCAAGCGAUUUUCAUACGUGCGUACUCACAGGAAGUUUAAAAAAAAGAAGUUUAAAAAAAAGUAUAUUUGAAAAGUAGCUUCCUCCGCAGGCAUCUCUGGGAGUUUAGCCUGCGAAUGGGUAGUUCGAAAAAGCGGACCGAUUCCCUAGAGAUGCCUGCGGAGAAGGCUAUUUGAAAAGUGUUGUGACCGUUGUCAUCGUUAAAGUGGUAUGAUAUCAUUUGGUUUCCAUAGCAACACUGUUAUCUUGUUUAUUGAUAUUACAACAAAAUGAUGAUACAAUGUGAUGCCUUAUAAAAUUGUGUUUAUUGAAAAAAAUAUGAUUUUAUUGUAGUUUGAUAAUUAUGGUUGUUGGUUUUUAACUGGCGUCAUACGGUUGCUAUAGCAACGGUAAAGAUGUAACUGGCACGUGGGUGAAAGCUCUUUGUCUGAAACUCAGAACUUUAAAGUGUCAUAACUUUUGUUUCCAUAGAUCAUUUUGAUAAAACAAACACCAAAAUGUUUCAAAUAAUGAACUCUAUUCAACUAGCCUAAUUUUGAAGCCUUAGAUUACACAAAACUAUCACCUGUACUACUACAAAACUAAAAUUGUAUGAUUAAAUAUCACAAAAAUUAAAGGUCCGUUCAAACCUCGUUUGAGCACUAUAUAUGUGUUGGGUAAUACACUGGAAAAAAAUUAGUGAAAUUCAUACUAUGGAAUUUGCGAUUGAAUCACUAAAUCCAUAGUAUAUCCAUACUAUUUCCAUACUAUAUCCAUAGUAUAUCCAUACUAUUUCCAUACUAUAUCCAUAGUAUAUCCAUACUAUUUCCAUACUAUAUCCAUAGUAUAUCCAUACUAUUUCCAUGCUAUAUCCAUAGUAUAUCCAUACUAUUUCCAUACUAUAUCCAUAGUAUAUCCAUACUAUUUCCAUACUAUAUCCAUAGUAUAUCCAUACUAUUUCCAUACUAUAUCCAUAGUAUAUCCAUACUAUUUCCAUACUAUAUCCAUAGUAUAUCCAUACUAUUUCCAUACUAUAUCCAUAGUAUAUCCAUACUAUUUCCAUACUAUAUCCAUAGUAUAUCCAUACUAUUUCCAUACUAUAUCCAUAGUAUAUCCAUACUAUUUCCAUAGUAUAUCCAUAGUAUAUCCAUACUAUUUCCAUACUAUAUCCAUAGUAUAUCCAUACUAUUUCCAUAGUAUAUCCAUAGUAUAUCCAUGCUAUUUCCAUAGUAUAUCCAUAGUAUAUCCAUACUAUUUCCAUAGUAUAUCCAUAGUAUAUCCAUACUCUAUCCAUACUAUUUCGAUACUAGAUCCAUAGUAUAUCCAUACUAUUUCCAUACUAUAUCCAUAGUAUAUCCAUACUAUUUCCAUAGUAUAUCCAUAGUAUAUCCAUACUAUUUCCAUACUAUAUCCAUAGUAUAUCCAUACUAUUUCCAUACUAUAUCCAUAGUAUAUCCAUACUAUUUCCAUAGUAAAUCCAUAGUAUAUCCAUACUAUUUCCAUACUAUAUCCAUAGUAUAUCCAUACUAUUUCGAUACUAUAUCCAUAGUAUAUCCAUACUAUUUCCAUACUAUAUCCAUAGUAUAUCCAUACUAUAUCCAUAGUAUAUCCAUACUAUUUCCAUACUAUAUCCAUAGUAUAUCCAUACUAUUUCCAUACUAUAUCCAUUGUAUAUCCAUACUAUAUCCAUACUAUAUCCAUAGUAUAUCCAUACUAUUUCCAUACUAUAUCCAUAGUAUGGAAAUUACAAUCCGAGUAUGACAAGUGGUUUUCCAUACUAUUUUCAACUAAGAUCCAUACUAUUUCCAUAGUAAGGAUUUAGAAAAAUAAUUUCCAGUGAUAAUUUAGCUAACGUUGGAUUAGAUUUGACUUUAUGUCCCAACAUGCAUUGUGCAACAUCGUUCAACAAUGUACGUUGGAUGAUGUUGAGACUCGUUUGGAACGGGAGGGGGGGGGGACUUAAGACCCAUUUCCAGUCAGGAAAAUUUUCCGCAGAAAGAAAAUUUUGUAUAAUGUUAUUGGCCGACCCAAAUUAUCUGUCGGAGAAAAAUUUUGAAGUUGAAAAUUUUCAACUUUUAACAAUGAUAUUUUCGGAAACUUUUCUGCCCGUGGAAAUUUUUUUUAAGUGGAAUUGAGCUUCAAGACCAUAUUUUCAUAUCUGUUUAGAUAGCACUCGAAGCAAAGCAAAGGCAAUACCCAAAACUACAAAAAAGGAGCAAAUCACGACAAAGCCAAAAGCAACUCAACCACCGAAAGUGGAAAACCAAGUGGAAGUUAAGAAGAAAAAGAAAGCACGCACGACGUUCACAGGCCGACAAAUCUGGGAACUUGAAAACACUUUUAGAGAAAAGAAAUAUCUUACAUCUGCGGAAAGAAAUGAGCUGGCCGAAUUACUCAAUGUUACCGACUGUCAGGUUAAGAUUUGGUUCCAGAACAGACGCACUAAAUAUAAAAAACUCGAAGUAACUCCGACAAAUGCCGAAGAUGAAAACGGUGAAGAAUCACGAAGUAGAGCAAGUUCUCCUGGAUCUCCGGUAACAUCCGAAGGUUCAACGGCUGAUCCCGACGUCUCUCCAGGCAAAAUGUCGCCUGAGGAUUUUGGCAAAGGACAAAAGAUUUCGGUAAAAAACGAGAACAAUAAUGAGGAAAGUGUGGACGUUAGCAUGGAAGUUGAUGAUAGAGGGGCUUAAGUUUUAAUGUAGAGUUAUUCACAAGUGUUGAUUGUGUUGACGAUGCUCUAAGUAUCAGUUAAUAAACUAACAAGAAAUAAUAUGAAGUUGUCAAAACUUUGUUGUAAAUAUCUAGACAAAGAAUUGCCAUUAAAGUAAGAAUAUAGAUAUUAUGCAUAUAAAGAGUGAGUUUAACUGGAGUAUUGCUUGAUUUUUUUAAUAUGGAAACUUUUUUAAACAGUGUUUUUAUUCGUU
Molecule: messenger RNA, 9259 nt
Organism: Paramuricea clavata
Lineage: Eukaryota; Metazoa; Cnidaria; Anthozoa; Malacalcyonacea; Plexauridae
Source: the annotation of a GenBank genome assembly